This is a messenger RNA of Carassius gibelio (silver crucian carp), 1340 nucleotides long. RefSeq names its product catechol-O-methyltransferase b (gene comtb). Gene Ontology annotation, molecular function: catechol O-methyltransferase activity. Gene Ontology annotation, biological process: dopamine metabolic process; developmental process; catecholamine catabolic process. The transcript has 6 exons. Bases 102 to 929 code for a protein of 275 amino acids. The record is from RefSeq and is a predicted model, not a curated record. NCBI's taxonomy places the organism in Eukaryota, Metazoa, Chordata, Actinopteri, Cypriniformes, Cyprinidae.
AAUUCUUCAGAAAACUGAAUUGCCAUUUUUUUUAAAUUAUGCUUUAAGAUUAUACAAAGUAUUUAACUUCAUUGCUACACAGAUGUAAGAAGAAAGCCGACAUGAGGGCGAGUAUGACAGUAUUCAAUUUGAGUAUGUUGCUGGUUUUGCUGGGCUGGUGUUUCGGGGCCACAGUGCUUUUAUAUGUGUUGUACUCCUGGCUCAUCCCCACUGCGGUGCAGUUCAAUGGCAGUCUGGCGUUACUCUGGCACGAUGUCAUCGUUGAGCGCGCUCUUGAUACUCUGACCAGAUCAACUCGACCACAGCGUCUGCUGAAAGCAGUACAGAAGCAUGCGACCCGUGGUGACCCUCAGAGUGUGAUCUCGGCCAUUGAUCAUUUCUGCCGACACAGUGAAUGGGCUAUGAACAUUGGAGAUGAGAAAGGCUCUAUUCUGGACUCAGUGGUGAGUGAGUUGAACCCAGAGAAGGUUCUAGAGUUGGGCACAUACUGUGGAUACUCCACAGUGCGUAUCGCUCGUCUGCUUCCUCCUGGAGCUCGACUGAUAACACUGGAGUUCAAUGCAGAUUAUGCUGCAAUUGCUCGACAAGUAAUCGCCUGGGCAGGUCUUGAAGACAAAGUUCAGCUCGUAGAAGGUGCGUCUGAAGAUUGGAUCCCACGCAUGAAGGAGCACUUUGGAAUUGAAACAUUUGAUUUUGUUUUUCUGGACCACUGGAAGGACCGUUACCUCCCUGACACAAAACUAAUGGAGGAUUGUGGACUGCUAAGGAAAGGCACCGUUCUGCUUGCUGAUAAUGUGAUCUGUCCAGGAGUCCCAGACUAUCUUAAAUAUGUGCGCAAUGGCCUUUCUUAUAAAAGCUGCUAUUUUAAAUCCCAUUUAGAGUACACCAAGGCAGAGGACGGCUUGGAGAAGUCUGUGUUUUUGGGCUAGAGAUAUACAGGGAUGGUUCAGAGUUUCUGAGACCCAGCAUGAGAUUUAUUUUAAAUGAUUUAUUAUCAUAAGUCCCUAAGAUGUAUUGUGCUUAAAGUCUGUAAAUCAGGACACACAGCUCUGCGUUUAUGUUUUAUAACUGUGUACCACUAGAGGGUAGGAUCACGUUUAAAAUGGCUAAAUGAAAUAUGUGGCUGUGUCAAGACCAGACCCUCAUAUAUCACAUAUUUGUGUUUGUACAGAAAUUGGGACUUUUAUAGGUUAUUUUAAGGUUAUUCUGUAAUAAUGAAAACAUUGGCACUUUGUGUUGAGGAAGAUAUACAAGUCAUUUGGAGUGUGCUAAUUUGAUGCAUUUUUUCAGCGUUGAUAAUUGCAUGGAUUGCAGUUGUAUUUGUUUUCAAAACAUUUGGU